CCUGAGAGACGCACGGAGCCAGAGGCACAGUGAGGACGCACAGAGGAGCUGACGGAGCGUUAAUGAGACACUGGGCCAGACUCACAGGGAUGCAGUUUGUAGUCACACUCCACCACUGUUCUCAGGUCUGAUCUGUGGAACUCCAGAGCGUGGACACUGGGACCGUUCCCCCUCCCUCUAAUUUUGUUUGUUUUACAAAGCAAACUUUUAGUGGAUUAAUUUAUUCGCAGAAAUGGGAUUGGAACGGUUUUGCGCAAAGACGCCGAGGAUGGCGGCGCGUCUCUCCCGCUCGCUGCUGUGUAUCGUCGGGCUCUCGCUCACCCUCUCCGCCUGCGACGCGUUUAACUUGGACGUGGAGAAUCCAGCUGUUUACAGCGGAGCUCCGGGGAGCUACUUCGGAUACGCCGUGGACUUUUAUUUGGCCAAUUCCUCCAGUGCAAGCGUGGUGAUAGGAGCUCCCAAGGCCAGCACGAGGCAGGUCAAUGUGACAGAAGGAGGAUCUGUGUUCUACUGUCCGUGGAACCACAACCAAACGGAUUGUCACACCAUCGACUUCGACACGAAAGGGGAUCGCACUAUUUCAAUCCAGGACUCAGAGCAACAGGUUGAUUUCAAGUCCCACCAAUGGUUCGGCGCCACCGUGCGCUCCCACGGUGACACAAUCCUGGCCUGUGCCCCUCUCUAUUCUUGGCGGACUGAAAAAGACACCCCCCAAUCUGACGCUACAGGAACCUGCUACCUCUCCGUCCACAAUUUCACCAAAUUCGUGGAGUAUGCUCCGUGUCGCACAGAGAUCAGUGAAGCUGGGGGACAAGGGUACUGCCAGGGAGGAUUCAGUGCCGACUUCACAAAGGAUGGCAAAGUGGUGUUGGGGGGGCCGGGCAGCUACUUCUGGCAAGGUCAGGUGAUUUCUGCAGCCAAGGAGGACAUUAUCAAAGCUUACUACCCAGGUUACUUCAUGCAGUCUGUGGAGGGUCAGAUCCAGACCAAACAGGUCCACUCCGAACAUGACGACAGCUACCAGGGCUACUCUGUUGCUGUUGGGGAAUUCAGUGGUGAUCAAGUGGAAGAUUUUGUGGCCGGUGUUCCAAAAGGACUCAUGCUUUAUGGUUCGGUGUGUAUUCUGAAUGGUACAGAUCUGAAGGCCAUGAUUAACUACACUGGCGAGCAGAUGGGGUCAUAUUUCGGCUACGCAGUGGCAACGACUGACAUCAACAGCGACGGGAUGACUGACCUACUGGUGGGAGCUCCCAUGUUCAUGGUGCGGGGCUCUGACGGCCGCCUGGAGGAGAUGGGCCGGGUCUAUGUCUACCUGCAGCGUGGGCCCCUGAGCCUGGAGCUGCAGCUGCCGCACAUCACCGGCACAGAGGCGUUUGGGAGAUUCGGCAGCACCAUUGCACCACUAGGAGACCUGAACCAGGAUGGUUUCAAUGACGUGGCCAUUAGCUGUCCGUUUGGAGGGGACGACCGGCGGGGACUGGUCUACAUCUUUAACGGAUACUCAGAAGGACUCAGGGAUAAGCCAUCUCAGGUGAUCGUCGGCCAGUGGGCUGCUGGAAUGAUUCCCGCCAGCUUUGGGUUCGCUCUCAGAGGCGCUAAGGACCUGGACAUGAAUGGAUACCCUGAUCUCAUCGUUGGAGCUUUUGGUGUCGAUAAAGCAGUUCUCUAUAGAUCUCGGCCCAUAGUGAACACCAGUGCCUCUCUGACCAUCUACCCCACCAUGAUCAACCCAGAGGAGAAGAACUGCAUUGUCACCAGCGGAAACACCAGCGUCCCUGUUUCCUGCGUCAACCUGAGUUUCUGCAUAUCUGCUGAUGGGAAGCACCUACCAGACGUUUUAGAUUUCCAGGUGGAGGUGCAGCUCGACAGUCACAAGCACAAGCAGAAAGGUGGCGUGAAGAGGGCUCUGUUCUUGGACUCCCAGCUGCCCGUGCUCCAGAGAAGUGUGAGGGUUCGCCACGGAGAGCGUGUCUGCAACCACACAAAGAUCUACCUAAUGGAAGAGAAGGACUUCAGGGAUAAGCUCUCCUCCAUCUAUGUGGCCUUGAACUUCAGCUUGGAUCCCAGCGCUGCAGCCGACUCCCGGGGCCUGCGUCCCAUCCUCAACUAUCAGACCACACACGUCAUCGAGCAGAAGGCUCAGAUUCUGUUGGACUGCGGAGAGGACAAUAUCUGUGUUCCUGACUUGAAGCUGUCAGUUCAAGGGGACAGGAAGGAAGUCUACCUGGGUGACGACAACUCGCUGACCUUGACCUUUAACGCCCGGAACGAGGGCGAGGGAGGCGCGUACGAAGCCGAGCUGUACGUGGUGCUGCCUCCUGAAGCUGACUACAGCGGAAUCGCUCGCAAUAAUGAGAGCCUGACGCAGCUCACCUGCAGCUACCUGACCGAGAACCAGACUCGAUACCUCAGCUGCGAUUUGGGAAACCCGAUGAAGUCUGCUACCAGCCUGUGGGCGGGUCUGCGCUUCACGGUGCCGCGGCUGAAGGACACGCACAAGAACGUUCAGUUUGAGCUGCAGAUCCGCAGUAAAAAUGAGAAUAAUUCCCACAGUGAGGUUGUACCCUACAAGCUGGAGGUGGUCGUCCAAGCUGAGGUCCUCCUGCAGGGGGUGUCUCGACCAGAUAAGGUCUUCUUCCCGCCGGCCAACUGGAAGGUGACCAAAAACUACGGGGCGGAGCAGGACGUGGGGCCCGCGAUGGAACAUAUCUAUGAGCUGGUGAACAACGGGCCCAGUCGGAUCAGCCACACCCUUCUGGAGCUGCGCUGCCCCCUCAGUGUCCAGGGCCACAACCUCCUCUACCCUCUGGAGUUCUCCACAGAAGGAAACAUCAACUGCACCGCCGACAAGAACAUGAACCACCUACACCUCAAACUCCAGCGCACAUCCACAGAAACUCCGAUCCUGGCUCUAAAGGCCCCGGAGCACCGCGUGGAGAGGAGGGACGUCCACAGGAACCAGCUCGCUCAUCUGACCAACCUGUCGUGCUCUAAUGUGGAGUGCUGGUCGCUCCAGUGCAAAGUUGGACUUCUGGAGAAAGGGACCACUGCCAUCGUCAAAGUGCGAUCCCGCGUCUGGGCCGAGACCUUCAUGGAGAGGCCUUAUAAGCAGUAUGUGCUGGAGUGCCUGGCCAGGUACAGUGUGGAGAAGAUGCCCUACGCCAUCCUCCCCAAACAUGCACCCAGCGGACACAAGAAGGUGGUGACCCCCAUCGUGUGGAACAAGCCAGACAUCGAGAACUCAGUUCCUCUGUGGAUCAUCAUCUUGGCCAUUCUGGCUGGUUUGCUGCUUCUGGCGUUACUCAUCUAUGUUCUUUACAAGUUUGGCUUCUUUAAGCGAUCUCUUCCUUACGGAACCGCCAUGGAGAAAGCACAGCUGAAACCGCAGGCCGCCUCCGAGGCCUAGAAGACUCCCCAGACUCAGCAGAACCACAGAACCUGGCCGUGUGAUUGCAACAGACAGACACAAUGGAACGUGUAGAGUGGAUCAGGAAGCAGACCACUGGAGCUCCACUGUGCUGCGCUAGAAAAAAAGACAAAAAACGAAAUCCAAAGAUCUUCAAACCAAAUGAAUGUUUUUUUUAAUUUAUGUUCGAUGGCAGGUUGGGAUUGUUACCAAAUAGGACUUGUCCUCAGUUCCUCGAGGCGAACAUGAGAACGUCAGCCUGCAGAUGCAAUGAGAUAGUUUCCUUUUGUGGACUCUUGUGACAGAGAGUUCAGUGAUUCCUGUUAAACUGCUUUAUUUUGGUGCUAAGGAUGUGAUGUGUUCACUGCCUCUGAAAGGAAAUGUCCUUGUGUAGCUUGUGGCAGCCAGGAGCUGUGAAUGACUCCGCCUGCUGAGGCCUGACAGGAUUCUUCUGAUUCGUCCAGAACAUAAACACAUUCUUCUUUAUUGGCAGAUGAUCACGAAAAUAGGAUUCAGGCAAAUGCAAUACUUCAAACCCAAAUGUCGAAAGAGCUAAUCUGUCCGAUAGCUUUGUUGAAAGAUUCUUUUUUAGAUAAUAUAAAUCCUGAUCUGUCUGAGAUGUUCCGCUGGUUCCAUGGCCGGGUAUGCUCCAGCAGCUCGCAGCCCGGAACUGGGAAAGCAGGUAUUGAAAAUGGAUGAAAUGAUCUCUCUCUGCCUCAGGAUGGUGGACAGCGCUGGGUUGAGUUGUUUUUUAUUUGCACUCAAAGGAAAUCUACUGAUAUAUUUCCAGAAAAACACACCAGAGACUCACUGAUUGACCUUCCUUUGAGUUCUGACUCCUACUGAUCACUUUGUAUGAAGCCUGUUUGUCGUCGCUCAGAGUUUCCAGUGCUGGUCCUCGUUGUCGUGUAGUCCACUGGGAUGGGACUGGAACCCCCCCGGACCUGUGGCACCUCGCGUUAGGCUUGAAGCAGUUCGGUGCUUCUGGCAAAAACUAUUUGCCAAAGAAUACAUUUUUCUUUGCUGCCUUCACUCCUGCUCGGUUUGGGUUAAGCUCAUACAGCGUGUGUGUGUGUGGGGGGGAGUCGUAAACGAUGACUUGGUCCAAAGACGUGACAAUCAGCAGCGUUGUAGCCUCGACAGAUCACAGCAGGAUCGUCGCUCUGUGCGUGUGUGUUUGUGUGUGUGCGACUGUGAGUUACUGUAUUUGUGAUUUGUCUCUUUGAGUAACAGCUGCCCCCUGGUGGUUAGGAAGAGAAGCGGCUCGAGUCUCCCCACAAACCAACCGAUUACAGGGACUGAACAUUUCAAUGCUUCGUAUCGGUGUCUUGUAUUUGUCCUGUACAUAGAUGUUACGUGCCUUAAAUGUAAAUACUAAGUGUCUGUGGGUGAGAGUUAGCAUUUGCGUUGCAUUUGUGUGAAUGGUGUAUUUAUGAAUGUUUGUUUCCUGUGUGAGUCGGUUAAACCUUUCCCACUGCCUGGGCCUGUUUAUCCCUGCCGCCAUUUCAGCUUGAGUUUAUUCAGGUUAAUCAUAUUGAACAGUGAUAAUUACACCAACAUCCAGGAGAAUGACUUUUGAUCAAAUAAAUGAAAGUCAAACCUUUUGAAUUUUAAUCAUUUAUAACCUCACAGUAAAUAUAUAAAUCACAAUAAGGCUGCCGUCCAGAUGUUAGCAUCCUCUUCUGGAUGUGUUGCUCCUCUCACAAAGGGAUAACAGCUCGGCACUGGGAACUCUCUGUUGUCUGGAAGUGCAAUAUUUAUAUUCACUCUGUUUUUUUUAUUUUUAAUAUUACAGUGCUAUCUUUUGUUGUAUGUUCUUGUUGUGAACUGACUUGUGCAAAACCAGAACGUUGUGUGUUCAAACAUGUGAUAGGCACAUCGAGUGUUCUGGCUUUUCACUUUCACUUGCUUUUCUCACUACAAUUUUAUUUUUUUGGACUUGAGAUGUAUUCACCACUUGUUGGACCACUUUCCAGAUUUUCUUUUUUUGAGAACCACCUCCAGGACAUAUCUGAGUUGAACUUGGACAUGUGUGACACACUUUGGUAAUUUAUGUGCUCUGCUGUUGCACCUGUCCAAACACCCCCCAUUAUUACAACCAUGUGUUUUACAUUUUGUUUGCCUCAUUACACUUUUAUCAACUGGGCCAUGAAAUCCCCAUUUGAUAAUUGAUUUAAAUCCUUUAACACCGUCUACGUGAGAUUUUCUUUUCUGAACAGGUCGACUCAUUAUUUAUAAUGACAUGGGAUCAUUUCCCCACGUCCUCCACGGUGACAUCAGGAGAAGGCACUGUGUGUGUUUUUUUAUUUUUAUUUUACUUUCUGUUUUUCAAUUUUCUCUCUCCGGGACUUUCAAAAAAAGAAGCUGUACAUAUUUAAGAUGAGGAGAGUAAUGAAUUCAAUUGAUAACUGAUUUGUUGUGAAUUUUUCUCACCCCAUAUUGGGGGGAACAUUUCUGUCGGGUGGGGAGGACGGGGACGGGGGGGUAUUUGAAGAUCAAUUUUUACCUGUUACAGUUUGUA
This is a messenger RNA of Platichthys flesus (European flounder), 5927 nucleotides long. RefSeq names its product integrin, alpha 5 (fibronectin receptor, alpha polypeptide) (gene itga5). Bases 233 to 3406 code for a protein of 1057 amino acids. Gene Ontology annotation, molecular function: integrin binding. NCBI's taxonomy places the organism in Eukaryota, Metazoa, Chordata, Actinopteri, Pleuronectiformes, Pleuronectidae. The transcript has 30 exons. Gene Ontology annotation, biological process: angiogenesis; integrin-mediated signaling pathway; cell-matrix adhesion. Gene Ontology annotation, cellular component: external side of plasma membrane; integrin complex. The record is from RefSeq and is a predicted model, not a curated record.